UUCCUUGUGCUCUGUGUGGCCUCCCUCGCUAUAAAUAGCCAACACUAGAAGCAUUCCAAGUGCUGAGUUAAAAAUUUUAAGGGAGGAGGAGAGCAGCCUACAAUAUUAGCACCAUAGAAGGGAUGGAGAUGAGUUCCUUAUUGGGGAGGACGAAGAGGGGGGAUUUGCCAACUCUGGAGAAUGGGUUGGGAGGGGAUGAGGAGGUGGAGGUGGUGAAGAUGCCGGCCAUUCCUCCACCGCAGACGCCGAGGGAGCCGAUGGAGUUCUUGUCGAGGUCGUGGAGCGUGUCGGCCUCGGAGAUCUCCAAGGUGCUCCUCGCCGGCAACAAGAAGAGGAACUUCGUCGUUGAUCGCCUACCGGACAUGAUGAUCCCGGAGAACUUCGUUCUCACUGCUGCUGCUGCUCAAACUCAGCACAGACCAUGCACUGCUUUAAACUCAAUCAUCACACACCAUGCAACAUUUGAGAAAUGGUUCCACCACAAGGAGCCCAACUGGUUCAAAGCAACGAAGAAAGAGAAGGUUCGAGCGGAGAAAGCUCGCAUCCAUGCUGCGGUGUCAGUAGCUGGAGUAGCUGCAGCAAUUGCUGCUGUGGCUGCACGCACAAGCUCAGAGAAUCAAAACUCAAAGAUGAAUGCAGCCAUGGCCUCUGCAACCCAGCUACUCGCAUCUCAUUGCAUAGAGAUUGCAAAUCUAGCAGGAGCCAGCCAUGAGCACUUGGCCUCUGCUGUUGGUUCUGCAGUAGAUGUUAGAACCCCUGGUGAUCUGAUGACUCUCACAGCAGCAGCAGCAACAGCAUUACGAGGAGCUUCAGCAUUGAAAUUGAGAGUGCAAAGAGAAGCAAGGAACAAUUCAGCAGUCAUCCCUUAUGAAAAGGGCCACUUUGGGAGCCCAGAUAUCUGGUGCAAGGAAGGUGAGCUGCUCAAACGCACAAGAAAAGGGACCUUACAUUGGAAAAGAGUGUCGGUAUACAUCAACAAGAAGUCACAGGUCAUAGUAAAGCUUAAGAGCAAACACAUCGGAGGUGCACUUUCAAAGAAGAAAAAGAGUGUUGUUUAUUGUGUAUAUGAUGAGGUUCCAGCAUGGCCAGGGCAUGAAAGGGAUUGUGCUGAAGAGAGAUGCUAUUUUGGUCUGAGAACAGCUCAAGGACUAAUAGAGUUUGAAUGUGAGAACAGGACUAGUAAACAGAAGUGGGUGGAUGCCGUACAAAAUCUGCUUCGACAAGUAACUGGUAGUGCAGAGCACGUAGAGCACCCUAUGGAAGUAUUAAAACUCAGUUAGUGUAGUCUAUCUAGCCAGUCUUGUCCACAAAGGCAAUAUGUAGAAAACGGGGAAGUAUAUAGAUAUGAAGCAAAGAAAUUUUGUUGUUUCUCUA
This is a messenger RNA of Elaeis guineensis (African oil palm), 1374 nucleotides long. Its product is annotated as VAN3-binding protein. The record is from RefSeq and is a predicted model, not a curated record. Gene Ontology annotation, biological process: phloem or xylem histogenesis; auxin-activated signaling pathway; leaf vascular tissue pattern formation. Lineage: Eukaryota; Viridiplantae; Streptophyta; Magnoliopsida; Arecales; Arecaceae.